GCCGUACAACAGAAGUUCAUAUGAUCCCCUACACUCUCAUUGCGGCUGGUUUACACGGUCAUGCACAAUGGCAACACGACGUCCUCAUAAAAAGUCGAGGAGGGGCUGUGGGCAAUGUAAAAAGAGGCAUAUUAAGUGUGACGAAGAACAUCCUAACUGUCAAAACUGUCUCCAGAGUGGUUUGAAUUGUGACUUUCCGCCUUCUUCUACUGAAGGUGCCUCUCCAGUGACUGGAGCAUCGAGGUCGCGUGCACAACACCAUCCGCACUUGCCCGAUUUUUCAGAGCAUGUCUCGCCGCGUUACACAAUCCAGCCUUCACCAUCUGAUUCUUCCGAUACUGCGACCUUUGCUAUUACCCUCUCCGACCUUGAGCUUACUCACCACUAUUCCACCGUUACAUGUUUAACUCUGGGCAGAACGCCAGAGGCGGGUCGUGUAUGGCAACACUAUGCACCCAGACUGGGGCUCUCCCACAUCUUUCUCCUUCGUGGUCUUCUCUCCUUUGCGGCUCUCCAUCUUAGCCAUCUCAGACCUUCGGAUCGUGCAUAUUACCGCAAACAGGCAUUGGUUCACCACGAUCAAGCGCUCCAAGAGUUCCAUACGGUUCUAGCUACGAUUAUUGAGACCAACAUCGAUGCGGCAUUUCUCUUCGCCAGUUUGCUCGUGACUUACACUUUCGGCUCGAAAGAUCUUGACACCCCAGAGACCAGCAGCGAGGACGCCCUUGAUGACAUCAGCAACUCUUUAUUCCUUGUGCGUUGUACCGGUGCCAUUCUAGUGCCUUUCCGGGAGUCUUUAUAUACAGGCGAGCUUCGGGCACUGCUGAAGGAACGACAAGGGUAUGAAUACCUGUCCGACGGGAUCACGUUACCCGAAUUCAGUGCACUGGCUACUGCAUGUACGAACGCGGGGAGCGGAAGCGAUACCGUUGCGACGGCUGCCUAUGUCAGCGCUAUUGAGCAACUGCAAGCUGUAUUUGCCAAGGUCCAGGCCACCGCCUCGUCGGAAGGACGACCGGACAUCGGCCUGGUGAUGAUCUGGCUAGUAAAUGUGCCAGAGCAGUAUGUUACAUUGUUAAAAAUGCGCAAGCCAGAAGCUUUGAUUAUCCUGGCUUACUUUGCGACCAUCCUGUGUCAUCGAAAUGAUAGUUGGUGGCUAAGAGGCUGGGAUGGCUAUUUGAUCUCGGCGGUUGAGAGUCAGCUAAGUGAAGAGUGGAGGUGUUGGCUAGAAUGGCCAAAAGCUUUGUGUCAGCAACGAGAGUUAUGAAAGAACACAUCAAUUACCCGGGAGCUAGGAAUCCGAUCCGUGUUCCGUGCGGCCAUGGACCCCGAAGCAGUAAAGGGGGGGGUUGUAUACGUUAAGCGAAUACGGCCUGGCAUGUGCAGUUUCGCCUCUACGGCAAACAAGUUCCGACACCGCUGAGAAGAACUGUACUUCUGCUUUAUAUAUUACUAUUAUCAUUUCAACUGCAAACGUAAAAAGUCUCUGCCCAUUUUCCUUCACCCAGUUAGCAGAAUGCCACAUUCUUUCCAAACCGAGGAGAAAGGUAAUUCAUCAUCGU
Messenger RNA from Hyaloscypha bicolor E, 1562 nucleotides. RefSeq lists its product as uncharacterized. Gene Ontology annotation, molecular function: DNA-binding transcription activator activity, RNA polymerase II-specific; zinc ion binding. The transcript has 4 exons. NCBI's taxonomy places the organism in Eukaryota, Fungi, Ascomycota, Leotiomycetes, Helotiales, Hyaloscyphaceae. The record is from RefSeq and is a predicted model, not a curated record. Bases 68 to 1267 code for a protein of 399 amino acids. Gene Ontology annotation, biological process: regulation of transcription by RNA polymerase II.